This is a messenger RNA of Myodes glareolus (Bank vole), 1032 nucleotides long. RefSeq names its product olfactory receptor 2A1/2A42-like. Gene Ontology annotation, biological process: G protein-coupled receptor signaling pathway. Gene Ontology annotation, cellular component: membrane. NCBI's taxonomy places the organism in Eukaryota, Metazoa, Chordata, Mammalia, Rodentia, Cricetidae. Gene Ontology annotation, molecular function: olfactory receptor activity; G protein-coupled receptor activity. The record is from RefSeq and is a predicted model, not a curated record.
CUUAUAUUCCUACCGCGGAGGUGCUGCAGUGAUCCUGCCAUUGUCUCUUUCUCCAGGAUGGGUCCAGGAACCCUCAAUGAUUCAGGAACCCCAGAGUUCCUGCUGCUGGGACUGUGGGCUCCACCUCCUCUGCGCCCCUUACUGUGGGCCUCACUUCUCCUGGCGUACCUCGCCACGGUGUUGGGCAAUGGUGCCCUAGUGGGCCUGAUAGCUCUGGACAGACGACUACACCGGCCGAUGUACCGCCUGCUGACCCACCUGGCCCUGCUGGACACUGCCUAUGUGAGCACCACGCUGCCACAGGCGCUGGCACACAUGGCCAUGCACCAUGCUCGCCUCUCCCUGGCGCGCUGCGGGGCGCAGCUGUAUGUGGGCAUCUCCCUGGGCAGUUGCGAGGCCAUCCUUUUGGCUGCGAUGGCCCUGGACCGCUGCCUGGCUGUGUGCAAACCCCUGCAUUAUGCGACCCUGGUAACCGCGCCCCGCUGCGCAGCGCUGGCUGGAGCAUCCUGGACACUGGGCUUUGUACUCUCUGUACCCAAUGCAGUGGCCGCACUGCGCCUGCCCUUCUGCCCUGGGAGGCCUGCAGUGGACCACUUCUUCUGCGAGCUGCCGGCGGUGCUGAGGACAGCGUGUGCAGACACCACAGCCAACUACGGGCUGGUCUACGGCCUGGGUGUGCCCAUCCUCCUGGUACCCUUCGCCCUCAUCCUAGCCUCCUAUACCUGGAUUCUGACUGCAGUGUGCAAGUUGCCUUCGACUGGGAGUCGUCGGAAGGCCCUGUCGACCUGCAGCUCCCACUUGGCGGUGGUAGGGCUCUUCUAUGGCACAGUGAGCGCCAUGUACCUGCGGCCCCGAGCCUCUGCUGCUCUUCCUGCCAGACAUCAUAAGCUGGUGGCCGUUUUCUACCUGGUUGUCACUCCUGUCCUCAACCCACUCAUCUACAGUCUUCGAAACCGUGAUGUCCACCUGGCAGCCCGGUAUGCCCUGGCUCGGCUCCGGGGGAUGUGUACUGGGUUGCCCUAAACCACUUGG